UAGCUGAACUGCUUUAAUUAUUUCAAGUUCAUCGGAAAAGCAUGAACAUGAUCUCCCCCUUUUCUCUCUUCUUCCUUUUACUUCUUGCUGCCUUUUGCUUUUCCUCUCAAGCUUUUGGAGCUACCCAGCUGCCAGAAAAUGAAGUACAAGCUCUGCAAAUCAUAGCAAAGACACUUGGGAUCAAGAAUUGGAAUCCUAGCGCUGAUGAAUGCAAUAAGCUGGUGGGACAAAAUAAUUGGACUUCAUGUUCGGAAUUCAAAGAUGAUGAAUAUCAGAAUGUUGUCAUCUGCAAUAAUUGCUCCAGUGACACCGUUUGUCAUGUCACUAAUCUAUGUAUGAAACGACAAAAUCUCGCGGGUACACUUCCGCCAGAACUAGUGAGGUUGCCUUACCUUCAAGAAAUUGAUCUUACUUUUAACUACCUGAAUGGCACAAUUCCUACGGAAUGGGGCUCCAUGAAUCUUCUCAACAUCUCUCUUGGAGGAAAUCGGUUAACUGGCCCAAUACCAAAAGAGAUAGCCAACAUAUCCACUCUCCAAAAUCUUGUUGUGGAGUCCAAUCAAAUGUAUGGAGAUCUUCCCCUUGAGCUUGGGAAUCUGACGCAGAUUCAAAGACUGUUACUUUCCUCCAACAAUUUUACAGGAGAGCUACCUGCAACACUUGCCAAGCUCACUAACUUACAGGAUAUUCGAUUUGGGGAUAAUCAAUUCUCUGGAAAGAUUCCUGAUUUUAUUGAGAGCUGGACAAGUCUCAAAAUAUUGAAUAUUAUAGGGAGUGGACUAAGUGGGCCAAUUCCUUCUGGUAUUUCAAAAUUGAGAAACUUAACUGACUUGAGAAUAAGUGAUUUGAGUGGAUCUGAAAUUUCAAGUUUUCCCGAACUUAGUACUAAGUCGAUGAAAUAUCUGAUUUUAAGGAGUUGCAACAUUCAUGGAACACUAGAGGAUUAUCUCUCAACAACGACAAUAUCACAAAUCUUAGACCUCAGCUUUAACAAAUUGACUGGACCAAUUCCACCUUCCUAUAAGAAGCUGACAAAAGUGAAUUACAUAUUCUUAACUGGAAACCUUCUCAAUGGAUCAGUGCCUUCAUGGACGAGUGAUGCUACCAGCUUAGAUCUUUCAUAUAAUAACUUCAACCAAGAUAAUCAGCAGCAAUGUCAAUCUGGAAAAGUGAACUUAUUUGCUGCUACCUCUCCGACAAUUAACAAUUCAGGAAUUGUUUCAUGUUUGAGAAGCUCUGUCUCUGGUUGUUCUAAAGUUAACUCUAUCCAUAUAAACUGUGGAGGAACAUCGCUAAAAGUGAAGGGAAUCACAUAUGAUGUAGAUACAGAUGAAGGGACAGCAUUGUUUACCAAAGGUCAAAAUAGAAACUGGGCAAUUAGUACCACCGGUGACUACACGGAUGUAGAAAAAGAGUAUUCUACUUUCUCAUUGAAUAACACUUCUGGCCUCGCUUUCAAUGAUGCUUAUGGCCAACUAUACAAAGAUGCACGUGUUUCUCCUAUUUCUCUAACGUACUAUGGAUUUUGCCUUCAUAAUGGAAACUACAAAGUCAAGCUCCAUUUCGCCGAGAUCAUGUUCACCAAUGAUCAAACCUAUAAAAGCCUUGGAAGGCGUCUAUUUCACAUCUACAUUCAGGGAACAUUGGUGGAAAAGGAUUUUAAUAUUGCAAAAGAAGCAGGAGGUGUUGGUAAGGGAAUCAUAAAAACUUACACAGCAGCUGUCACUAAUAAUACCAUUGAGAUUCGAUUUUAUUGGGCUGGAAAAGGGACAACUACAAUCCCACAGAAAUCAGUGUACGGUCCUCUUAUAUCAGCCAUAUCUGUGGAGAAUGAAAAUGGAGGUAGCAUAUCAACAGGGGCUGUGAUUGGAAUUGUUGCUGCAGUGUUAAUUAUCAUCAUCAUCUUAGUACUUAGUGUGCUUUGGUGGAAGGGAUACCUAGGAAAGAAACACUCUCCUUCAAGAGAGCUUAUGAGUUUAGAUAUACAAACAAGUUUAUUUCCCCUAAGACAAAUCAAAGCAGCAACAAAUAAUUUUGAUAUCACCAAUAAAAUUGGAGAAGGAGGAUUUGGUCCUGUGUACAAGGGAAAGUUACCUAAUGGUACAAUAAUCGCAGUGAAACAACUUUCUUCAAAAUCAAGGCAAGGAAAUCGUGAAUUCUUAAAUGAAAUAGGUGUAAUUUCUGCUUUACAACAUCCUUGUCUUGUUAAACUCUACGGAUGCUGUGUUGAAGGAGAUCAAUUAUUAUUGGUAUACGAGUACAUGGAAAACAAUAGUCUUGCUCGUGCGUUAUUUGGUCCAAAGGAACACCAAAUACAAUUGAAUUGGCCAACAAGACAGAACAUUUGUAUUGGUAUUGCUAGAGGCUUAGCAUACCUCCAUGAAGAAUCGAGAUUGAAGAUAGUUCAUAGAGAUAUUAAAGCCACAAAUGUCUUGCUUGAUAGAGAUCUUAAUCCAAAGAUAUCGGAUUUUGGUUUGGCCAAACUUGAUGAAGAAGACAAUACCCACAUUAGUACCCGAAUAGCAGGAACAUAUGGAUAUAUGGCUCCCGAAUAUGCAAUGCAUGGUUAUCUGACUGACAAAGCAGAUGUCUAUAGUUUUGGAAUUGUUGCUUUGGAAAUCAUUACUGGAAAGACUAAUACAACUAUGAGGCAAAAAGAAGAUGUAAUUUAUCUGCUUGAUUUGGCACGUUUAUUGAAAGAGAAAGGCAAUCUAAUGGAAUUAAUUGAUAGAAGAUUGGGAUCAAACUUUGAUGAAAAGGAAGCCAUGGUAAUGAUUAAGGUGGCUCUAUUAUGCACUAAUGUGUCUCCAGCACUUAGACCAAACAUGUCUUCAGUGGUAAGCAUGUUAGAAGGAAAAACUAUAGUUCAAGGACCAACUUUUGAUGAGCAAAGUGAGGGAUUGGAUGAGAAGAAAUUGGAGGCAAUGAGAUUGUAUUGUUUUGAAGACCAAAGUAUCUUAACAGAGGAUCCAUGGACUACUGCAUCUACUUCUACAAAAGAUUUGUAUCCAUUACAUUUGGACUCUUCUUACUUAGAAAAGAGAAAUCAUUAGAGUUGUUAAAUUUUUAGUAGAAAAAAUUGCAGUUAGCACCAAUAUCAUUCAGUAUGUUAAGUUGGUAUCCAAAGCCUUAUUUGGUAAACUAUUGAAUAAAGUCGGAUAUUGUGGUAGUAAUAGGGUCUAUGACUAGCAUUUUUUAGCCAUGUUUAAUUAAAGGUGAUUUCUCCAGAACCUGUUAGAAUUGUAAGGGUUAUUUACCCAUGAAGAGUUGUGGCUGUUAGAAUUGUAAGGGUUAUUUACCCAUGAAGAGUUGUCACAAUCACAGUCAUUAAUCAAGUGAAAUUCUCAAAAGUUCAUUAAGUGAUGUUA
Arachis ipaensis is the source of this 3368-nucleotide messenger RNA. RefSeq names its product putative leucine-rich repeat receptor-like serine/threonine-protein kinase At3g14840. Lineage: Eukaryota; Viridiplantae; Streptophyta; Magnoliopsida; Fabales; Fabaceae. Gene Ontology annotation, biological process: protein phosphorylation. Gene Ontology annotation, molecular function: protein kinase activity; protein binding; ATP binding. The record is from RefSeq and is a predicted model, not a curated record.